ACAUCAUCGUUUGUUCGCGUACUUAUUCAUUCACUCAUAACAGCUGUACCCGCUGCGAAUAAUUAUUUUUUUCCCCUCGCUAUGAACGUCCGAUCCGGACGUACCAAUUUAACUUUUUUUGCCGUGCCGCUUACGAUCAUUUUCCACAUUUUACCGUUUUAAAACGCCUUGAUCUAACCAACCAUUAUCCUGUAUUCCCGAGGGUCUCGCGCACCCGAUGGCGCACGGCUCCUGAAUUUUUAAGGUUCGCGGUAAUCCCGAAGACAAUGCUUUCCACGCUGUCUCCGCUCGCUCUUUUUUUUCUCCCCUUGUUAUCUAUACCUGCACUUAUCUUACCUGACUAUUUCGAUUGGUAAUUCCUCCGUCGCGAUGGGAAUAUCCUGUCGGUACUUCUUAUUGGUUCACGUCGACCUUGGGGUGGGGGAUCCGCAGUGUGCAGCGAUUCUUUCAUGUUCAUCCACGUUCAUCCCCCAUGUUCAUCCAUGUUCAACAUCGUUGCUCGAUAAUACACGGGUUGGAUUUUCGAUGAAAUAUCAAAGUUUCACGGCGGUAUCGAUGUAAGAAGAGGAGUUUUGGUCAGAAAUACUAUUCGAAAGCAGAGCUCCGAAAAUGGAUCCGAAGAUCCCAAAAAUGAAUUCGAUGAUCCCCGAUGGCACCGUCAGUCGUUCGAUCGAGAUCGGCCUUCGCGUGAUCGGCGUGUGGCCCGACUCGUCUUACUCGGUCCUUCGUCGCGCCUUUUGGAUGAUCACCCUGACGAUGGCGCAGACCUUUCAAUACCGGUACUUUGUCAUACACGUUCGUACCGACGACCUAUCGCAUCUGAUGGAUGGCCUCAGCACUACGAUGUCCUAUAGCCUCUUGCUACUGAAACUUACGAUAUUUUGGAUCAAUCGACGUCUGCUGAACGAAAUCAUAGCAAGCAUGUCCAAGGAUUGGAAGGAAUGUGACAUUUCGAAUGAAUACACGAUGACCAGAAUAGCUUAUGUUUCUCGUUGGGUCUCCAACGUUAUAAUCUUUUCGCACAUGAUGUCGGUAUUCCUCUACGCGACAGGCACGUUACUGAAGAUCAAAAGCAAAAAUCAAACCAACACUCGAGAACUCAUCAUCAAAAUGGAAAUACCCUUUGAAAUCGAGACUACACCACAACACGUAAUUAUUCUUGUUACACAAUUUAUUCAUCAAACGACUGCGGCUGGUAUGGUGGGCGUAUUGGAUUCUUUGUUAAUAAUAUUGGUUCUUCACAUAUGUGGGCAGAUCGAUUUAAUGCGGCAAAAAUUGAGUGAGGUUACUCGGAAAAACAUCGAGCGAAAGAACGUCGAUCAAGAUGUGAACGAGAGCAUUGUGAAGGCGCUGAUCAUUCGACAUCAGCAAAUUAUUACCUUCUCCAAGAACAUUGAGAAUCUCUACUCGAAUAUCGCGCUGAUACAAUUUUUUUCAAACACCCUGGUUAUCUGUUGUCUAGGAUUUCUUAUCGUGAUCUCUAUCGGUGUCCCGGGCGGAUCGAUGAUGUUAAUAAAAUCUGUGUUUUUUUACAUCGUUAUGAGCUUGGAGGCAUUUAUAUAUUGUUUCGUUGGAGAACAUCUCAGCACGAAAAGCGAAAUGAUCGGCGACUCGGCAUAUGAAUCUCUUUGGUAUGAAUCGAGCCCGAGUCAAAACCGAGAUAUUCACAUCAUGAUCAUAAGAUCUCAAAAGCACUUAACGCUUACGAUAGGAAAAGUUGCGGAACUCUCUUUGAGACAAUUUGCCAACAUCAUAAAAGCUUCGGCAUCAUACGUGUCAGUGUUGCACGCGAUGUAUUAAGGUCUGUAUUUUGCACGCUGCUUAUAUCUUAGCGUGCAAGAGAACAUUAUAAUUUUACACGAGUGACAAUUUUCCUAUUUAGAGACUCGAUAAAAUUUUGCAUGGAGUGACGCGAGGAACAAGAAAUUAUUUACUCAUCGAUUCGACAUAAUCUUGUGGUUUGCAUAAGCACAAAGCUAUAAAUACCAGUUAUAAAUACAACGUUGAUUUUCUCAAUUGAUGUA
This is a messenger RNA of Pogonomyrmex barbatus (red harvester ant), 2024 nucleotides long. RefSeq names its product odorant receptor Or2-like. The record is from RefSeq and is a predicted model, not a curated record. Gene Ontology annotation, biological process: detection of chemical stimulus involved in sensory perception of smell; sensory perception of smell. Gene Ontology annotation, cellular component: plasma membrane. Gene Ontology annotation, molecular function: olfactory receptor activity; odorant binding. Lineage: Eukaryota; Metazoa; Arthropoda; Insecta; Hymenoptera; Formicidae.